Messenger RNA from Prosopis cineraria, 1742 nucleotides. RefSeq lists its product as uncharacterized. Gene Ontology annotation, cellular component: membrane. The record is from RefSeq and is a predicted model, not a curated record. NCBI's taxonomy places the organism in Eukaryota, Viridiplantae, Streptophyta, Magnoliopsida, Fabales, Fabaceae. Gene Ontology annotation, molecular function: transmembrane transporter activity. Gene Ontology annotation, biological process: transmembrane transport. The coding region runs from base 506 to 1384 and encodes 292 amino acids. The transcript has 10 exons.
GCUCGUCAAUUUUCAAUCACUCUGUAGAAUUUGGGAAACUCAAAACAACCGUUGGUUCCAAUGUGCGUUUUCGGAUGAUACAUCUUUUCGGCCACUUUCGCUAAAAACAUUCGGAAGAGGCCUUUUCAAUCUGGGCCACAGUGAGAGAGAGGUUCGGUGGGUAGUUGGGUGCAGAGCUAUUUAAACGAUCCAUUGAGUGAUCAGCAGCCUGGUCUUUGCUUUUGGGUAUCUGCGAUCUUCAACUUUGGAUUGUUUCUCGGAGUUGUUUCUUUGUGGUUGCAGCGUACACCUGUUAGACGAUGAUCAGUUUUAGUGAGUUAUGGACCACAAAAACGUUGAUAGGCCUCGGGUUGGGACAGUUUCUGUCUCUGCUGAUCACUGCCACGGGCUUCGCAUCUUCCGAGCUGGCCAAAAAAGGUCUUGAUGCUUUUUAGUAUGCUAAUUCUUCAUAAUUCUGUUGAAUAAAUCUUCUGGUCAAGUUACUGGUAGCCAUGGAUGUUUAAAGAUGCAAAUUUUCCCAGUGCAGCUGAUAAUAAGGAAUCGAUGCACCAACUUCACAGUCUUUUCUGAACUAUGUGUUAUUGGCGAUUGUUUAUGGGAGUAUUGUGCUUUACAGAAGGCAACCACUCAAGUUGUAAAGGCAUACCAAUAUACAUCACUAACAAGUGUGAUGCUGCUUGACUGCUGGUCCAUUCCAUCUGUCAUGCUGCUGACAUGGCUCUUCUUGAAGACAAAAUAUAGAUUUAAAAAGAUAACUGGGGUAAUUGUUUGUGUUGCUGGUCUUGUUGUGGUAGUGUUUUCAGAUGUUCAUGCAGGUGAUCGUGCUGGUGGAAGCAAUCCUCGUAUAGGGGAUAUUCUUGUCAUUGCUGGUGCUACCUUGUAUGCUAUCAGUAAUGUCAGUGAGGAGUUUCUAGUGAAAAAUGCUGAUAGAGUUGAGCUCAUGGCAAUGUUGGGUAUCUUUGGUGGCAUUAUCAGCGCUAUUCAAAUAAGCAUACUUGAGCGUAGUGAGCUCAAAUCUAUUCAUUGGUCAGCUGGAGCAACACUUCCAUUUGUUGGGUUCGCAGUGGCAAUGUUUCUGUUCUACUCAUUAGUCCCUAUCCUGCUUAAGAUCAAUGGGUCCACCAUGCUGAAUCUGUCUCUGCUGACUUCAGACAUGUGGUCUGUCUUAAUUCGGAUUUUUGCAUACAAUGAGAAGGUUGAUUGGAUGUAUUUUGUGGCUUUUGGUGCCGUUACAAUUGGGCUUGUUAUCUACUCUGGGGGUGACAAAGAUGAGCAUCAAGAUCAGGCUGUUAUUGAUGCAAAUGCAGAGCGAAGUAAACAGGACGAGGAAGCCAGUUUAGGAAAUCAUAAUAGAGGAACUGUGGCUGGAAGCUCAAAAGGUUAGGGAGCUUGGGAAAGUGCAGAUAGAAAAGAUGGAUGAGGAGAGAAACCAUGAGGAAAUAGUCCCUCAAAAAUGAAGAACAUUCAAAACUCAAAUCCCAUUUGCGGAUCAAGCAAAACUACUUGCCACGCAUCACACAUGAAGUCCUUUUCAUUUAGAUCUCUGUUUUUGCCCAGUUUCAUGUCAUUCCAAAUAAGAAAUGUAGAUGGAAUUUUGAGUAAAUUAUUUUGGAAAUGAGUUAACUAUUUGUCCACGGAUUGCUUUGUGCCUUACAGCAUUCUUUCCUAUUUCUGCCGCACUGGCCAUUGUUAUAUAUGUAUUAAUUUCAGGAACGUUAAUAAUAUAACGCUCCUUUAAGAUC